AUGGCAAAUGCUAUUAGUUUCGUUUAUCCAAUGACAAAGCAUAAUUUGUAUGAUGUGCCUUCAAAAUUCUUUAGACAUAUUAAUGAGAUUUGCAAAGAAUUUUUAACACCACAUAUUCUUGCAGUAACACAAAAUCAGAUGAAGCAUUCAUUCUUUUACGAUGCUUAUUUGAUGGAUAGAAACUUUAUUCAACAGAUUGAUAAUAUGGAUUAUGAUGAAGGUUUUCGAGAAGAUGAUUAUGAAACACCACAAAUUUUAUUACAGUCUAUGAUCAGAAAUAUACAAAAUGUGACAAUCAUCAAAAUCUGGGAGAUUAAACCGGAACUUUCACAAACAAAAUCACAUUUUGUUAUUUUAAUGUUAGAUGAAAGUCAUUCUUGCACCUGCAAUUUCUUGAUAUCAUUUGGUAUUCCUUGCAGACAUUUUUACAAAGUUCUUAGAAAAAGUCCAGAAGCUAAGUUUCAUAUUUCAUUAAUAAAUCGACGCUGGUAUCAUGACUUAAAGCUUAGUAUUACUGACGAGGAAUUGGCUUUAUUAAAUGUAAUAUCAAUUGUUGAAGAUAGUUCCGAAGCAACAGUUUAUAGAGAAAUGAACUUUGGUUAUAUUCAUCAAGUCCGUGAUGGUCAAGUUUAUACAGAAAAACUUCAAAAGCAAAAUAUGGAAGAUGAAAAACAACAAGAAUUACUCCAAGAUAUUGAUAAAGAGAAUAUCGAAAAUAACCAUCAAGAAAAUAAUGAACCUAAUAUUAUUUGUUCUAAUCCAGUGACUUCAAGGCGACGUGGACAUCCUCCAAAUCGGUAUUUAAGUGAAGGAGAAACUGCAAACCAAAAUAAGAAGCGAAAUGUAACUAAUUUGGAGUUAGAGCAUACGACAGAAAAUGAAGUUAAUGAUGGGGAUAAUAAAAAACAAAGAAGAUGUAAGGGUUGUAAAGGUAUAGGUCAUGAUUUGCGCAAUUGUAAAAGUAAACCUCUUAGUGAAAGAAAUUAA
Messenger RNA from Funneliformis caledonium, 987 nucleotides. The record is from the annotation of a GenBank genome assembly. Lineage: Eukaryota; Fungi; Glomeromycota; Glomeromycetes; Glomerales; Glomeraceae.